UGUAAAAAAAAAAAUAUGUGGUCAGUUUUGUGUUGAUCCACGUGCUCUCAAAUAUUUUUAAAAGGUUAUUGUUAUUAAAUUGUAACAAUGGAAGUAGAAAGUAAUAUUGAAUGUUUUUGGAGUGAUCUUAAAACUCACCCAAAAUGUCCUCACGGACCAACUUUAUUAUUUGCAAUGCGUGUUAAGGAUGAUCUCAAACAUUUUUACGCGUGCUCGGCCUGCCGAGACCGAAAACUGUGUAAAUUUUAUUUAAAGAAAGACGGAGAACUGUCAGAAAAUGAGAAAAAAAAAUGGCAAAAUGAAAUUAAAACUUACAGCCAAAUGUAUAAUCACCAGAAAAGUUACAUACGAUUUCAUGAGUUGCUUUCUGAGCAACCUGAAAGAAGAGCGUAUUGUCAUACGUGUGAAAAAUUAAUUUCAGUUAAUGAAAUUUCUAAACAUUCAGAGCAUGAAGUUGUCAAAAAUAUUUCCAAUGACCAGAUGUACAACCCUACAACUCUUUUGAAACCUCGUACUGACUCUAAAAAGGAGGCUCAGUAUUUAUUUUCAAAGAAAGCGACUUCUGAAAUUGUUGAUUUGUUGAUAAAUCUUGGAGCCAAGCAUGUUUUGUGCAUUGGAGCUCCUAGAAUUCAUGAAUAUAUUUCUCAAAAUCAUGAGGAUAAAUUGUCUAGUCUUUUGCUAGACUUUGAUGGAAGAUUUCAUGAUUUCUUCGGACCUCUGAGCUUCUGCUGGUACAAUCUGUUCAAUCAUCACUUUUUUAAUAAAGAAUCACAGUCUGUAUUCAAGGAUUUCAUGACACAGAAUAACGGAAAAGAUAUUUAUGUGGUAUGCGACCCACCGUUUGGUGGUAGGGUUGAACCUAUGUCGCAAACUAUUAAAACUAUCAGCGAUUUACAUAAAAAAUGGAAUGGAUUGUCUCAAGAUGAUGAGCUGAAAGUAAUGUUAUUUAUGCCAUAUUUCAUGAAAUCAAUCAUACAAUUUAAAUCAAAUCCUGCUGGUGUGGAUGGUGGUUUGAAAGAGUUAAAAAUGGCUGAAUAUAAAGUUGACUAUGACAAUCAUACCUUGUUCAGUUCUAGAUCUAAUGGACGAAAGUUUGGAAGUCCUGUUCGUAUUUUUACAAACAUUCCGCUCAAUUUGAUCAAACUUUCAGAGGAUGAUGGAUACAAGUAUUGCAAAAGAUGCGAUAAAUGGGUCGGAGCUGAAAACAAGCAUUGUAAAAAAUGUAAAGCUUGUACAAGUGAAGACGGUAGACGGUACAAGCAUUGCAAUAUAUGUAAUCGCUGUGUUAAACCUACUUGGAAACAUUGUCAAAAAUGUAAGCGUUGUGCGCUCGAAAAACAUUUCUGCGGGUCGAAACCUAAAAUCAGUGGUCAUUGCACUGAAUGUAAUAAAACAGAUCAUGUUAGUAAAGACUGUCCAGAAAUUGUUGGUGCUGUGAAUGACUCUUCAGCUAAAUCAUCAAAGAAACGAAAAGCUAGUGAUGAUAAUUCGAUGAAAAAUAAUAAAAAACACAAAUUAAAUGGUUUAGAUACGAUUGAGUUGAAGAAGAAUAAGAAGAAGAAAGAUAAAAAAAUAAAAAAGCUUCAGGAGGAUGAAAUAGUUGAAGAAGAAAAGAAUAAUGGAGUAGAAUUUACUAAGAAGAGUAAGUUAAAUAAAACCGAGAAGAAAAAAUUAAAAAUCAAAGAUGUAAGAGGGGAAAUUACUGAAACAGGCGAAGAAAAUGGACAUGUAAAAGAAAAAACAGCUGAUAAAACAAUGAACGGAGAAAAAAAAAGCGAUGACAAUUCUAAAGUGAAGAAAAAAAAAAGGAGUUUAACAAAACUAGAAAGCGGUUCAAAAAUUAUGUUACAUAAGAAAGUUAAAAAUGUAAAUUCAAAGUUAAAUUUGAAAAAGAUUAGCAAAUAAAAUUUUUUAAUAAUAUAUUGUAUGCUUGUUAUUCAUUAUUUUAAAUCCCGUAGCUAUUAUACAAUGACGUAGAUCAUAAGAUAAUAUCUUUAUAUGCCUUUAAGCAUAAAAAAAUAAUCUUGAGAGUGCCCUAUUGUGAGAUAUGAUCCCGGCAUUCUUGUAGUGAACGUUUUUAGAAUUUUAAAUAACUAAUUGUAGUGAAAUGUAUAAAAACCUUGGCGCUCUUUUGGUUGUCAGCAGAAUACUUUCUUCCACCGAGUUUGCAGCAACGAAAAAUUUAGUGAGCUGGUAACAGUUAUCAAAGCUCUGAAAAGAA
Molecule: messenger RNA, 2221 nt
Organism: Cotesia glomerata
Lineage: Eukaryota; Metazoa; Arthropoda; Insecta; Hymenoptera; Braconidae
Product: rRNA N6-adenosine-methyltransferase ZCCHC4
Exons: 4
Coding region: 88-1905 (605 amino acids)
Biological process (GO): rRNA methylation
Cellular component (GO): cytoplasm; nucleolus
Molecular function (GO): zinc ion binding; nucleic acid binding; rRNA (adenine-N6-)-methyltransferase activity
Source: RefSeq, a predicted model, not a curated record